AUUUGUGCGUGUUGCAGGUCUCUGUUAAAGAGUUAAGCGACCCAGCGGCACACUGGCUUUCCUGAAGCCGGGACCCCCGUUGGGGGGUACAGGAGGAGGGGGCAUGGGGGGCCCGAUGGGGGGCGCUGGCCCCCCCGCCGUCAUGCAGUUCAUAGACGACGACCUGCUCUGGUGUCCCGACAACGAUGGCAAGAUGGUCGACCUCUCCACCUGCCUUGAAAGUGGAACGGACUUGGGAGAGCUGUCGAAUUCGGAUCUUAGCACGCUUGUGCCAAGUCUCGAUGAAGAGCAGGAGGACCUUUUCAAACAACUGGCCGAGACAUCCUUCGAGUUGGAGCAGUUCUUUGAUUUCAAUGACGGUGAAAAGGAGGAGAAUAACAACAACAUAAUAGGCACAGUUGGGAAAAACCAGGCUACAGUGGCCUUGCUCCAAGAACUGCAAAGGAAUUCGGCGUCAGGUCGAAAGUUCACCAUAGCAGCAGCUAAUCCGUUGCUAGCUGAAAAGCUAGCCGCUCCGUCCGGUUCGCCCAGCUGCGAUACUUCUUCGCCAUUCCCCGUGCCCAUCUGCCAGAUCAAGACUGAUCCUGACUCCAGACAAGUGGACACCACCGCACCUGCCCCUCUGUACAUCAAGAGAGAACCCGGAGAACACAAGGGCCUCCAAGGUUUACCUGGAAUUUUAUCACACCACCCCCAUGCAGCACUAUUAAAUUACAACGCUUCCAAUACUGGCUCCCUACCACCCAGCCCGGCUGAUUCAGGAGUCUCAGAUGUGGACUCGAGUAGCAGCGGUCACACGAGCAACGAUGAGCUCAGGUCGAGGCUCAACCCCCAACCCCCGCACCAAGUGACGUCUUGCCGGAGAUCGCCGGAUUCUGCGGGUGGACUGUACACCCCUCACUUCCUCGCGCCCUACCCGACCUACACGGCCGCCUCCGCACCCGCACCCGCGCCCAUGCGCCCCCAUCCACCCCCUCACCCCCACUACACCAACCACACACAUGGACGGACCAACUUAAGCGACGGCUACGCGAGCUACAUGGCAGCGCUAGGCGGCGCGCCGCAAACCGGGGUUGCCGGGGGCGCCUACUUCCCGGCGCCGUCACCACCUCGGCUGCCCGGAUCAGGCGUUCCGACGCCUGUCAUUCAGGCGGCGGCCUCGUCAUCCUCUACGGCUGCCGACGACUUCUACCUGCUCGAGAUGGGGUUUCAGCGCAAACUGAAGAAGCAGAAGCGCAUCCGGGUGGCGGGUGACGCCAUGCCUGGCCAGGGCGCCAAGAGGAAGAGCAGAGAAGGUUCAACGACAUAUCUGUGGGAAUUUCUGCUGAAGCUUCUACAAAACCGAGAGUACUGUCCGCGGUACAUCAAGUGGACCAACCGCGAGAAGGGCGUCUUCAAGCUGGUCGACUCCAAAGCCGUCUCCAGACUAUGGGGUCUACACAAAAAUAAGCCUGACAUGAACUACGAGACCAUGGGUAGAGCGCUAAGGUAUUACUACCAGCGGGGCAUUCUGGCGAAAGUGGACGGUCAGAGGCUGGUGUACCAGUUCGUCGAUGUGCCCAAAGACAUAGUCGAGAUUGACUGCAGUGGCGCAUGACCCCUGGGCCCUGAGCAGAGAGCGACUGUCAUCCUAUCAACCUAACCUCACUUUCAUCUAGCCAAUGAAUAUAGGAGCGUUGUUGAACCCCAUUCAAAAUGGAACUGCAGCCGGUCCGUUUCUUUCGAAACUAAAAAACCCGGCCAAUAAAAUCGGCGAUUAAUUUAUUGUGAAAUUAAUAUAUAUGUGUAUAUUUUCUUGCUCAAAAUUACGCCAAGUGCGAGUGAUUUACUACCUGUAUAUUUUGAAGGAACCACAAUGGGAUAUCAGAUACUGAUAACACCAAAUGUUUCAGAAACCGAACUUUCUAGAAAAUGUCAGAUCUUUCGCAAAUCUGAAACCUUUACUUCGUCCAGUAAAACAUUCUCGCUUAAUGAGUACCGUAAUUUAGUAUUUCAGCGAAUCGAAUCUUUUUGUAAGUCUUGUGUUUUAUUUUGAAAACAAGUGUCUUUUUUCAACGAAUUGAAAGGUUUUUAGAGGUUUAGUGAUUGUAAAAAACCAUGAAUAGUGUGUUAUUUUUCUAUUUUUAAAUGUACGUAGGUUUAUAAAUGUACAGAGAUUGAUUGUUAUUGAAUUUCGAGCUCUGAUGCUUGUGUAGUAAUCCAAAGCGAUUUGAGAGAAUACCAGUGAAAAUUUGAUAUCGGUUACAAAAGUAACAAUAUUGGAUAGAGGUUCUAUUAUACACAGUUACAACUGUGAUGUCUAGUGAUACAAAGUAUAGUAAGUGGAAGAAUGUAGAAUGCAAUCCUUGAUAACUCUUAUUUUCAUAGCAAAAUUUCUUACAUGGAUUUCAAUUUUGCAAGUCAAUGUGAUAAAAAAUUUCAAAUAUUUGAUAAUAAUUACCUGCAUGUAAAUAUAAUUGUUAAGAAGAGAGUUAUUAUUGAAAUUUCCAUCGAUAUUACCUAGUAAAAUUUGAAGCUUAGUUUUGUUUAAAAUGUGAAAAUAAGAGUUAUCAAAAGUUGCAUGUAGUUUAUUUCGGGCUGCAAUGACAAGAUUAUUUCCUAACUGAUCACAUCACAUAAGUUAAUUGAGAAGAAUAGUUGUUUCUCUUCCUGAAAUUUUUCAGGUAAAGAAAGUAAUAUUAACUCAAUCACUUGUCAUUUUUGCAAAUUGGCUGAAUCUUGAAGGACUGACACUUUUGUAAAAAAAUCACGCAUUGUUGUAUGAACUGUAUUAUUGUAAACGCGAUCGAAGUUUUGGAAUGAUCUCAGGAUUCUCUUGUUCUUUUUUCUCUCUCUGUCGAGGUGUGCGUGUGUGUGCGAGUGCGUGUAACAGUACCGGCUGAGCACUGCCCAUUUUUUGCCACAAUUUGAAAAUUCCCGUCAGAAUUCCAGUCCUACCAACCCCCAAACAUCACUGUACCCCAUUUGCGCUCCAACCUUCAAUUAGCCGGAUGUACAUAUAUUAUUAUAAUUUAUGGAGCCAAAACAUGACUUGUGAAUUGAAUGUAUUUUGUAAUGAAUAUUGUUGUGUAUAAUUUAUUUAUUUCUUGUUUGUGUUCAAAGAGAUAGGUUAUGUAUCUGUACAGGCUGCUCCAUUCCAUGAAGCCCCAAUUGCCUAUACAGGCUUAUAACUCAUUAUUUAUGUUUUUUUAUCUUUUCUUGGGUCUAUCAUUGUUACUAUCAACAAUAUUACCAUAGAUUAUAUAUGAUUACAGUUUUCAUUAUGAUUCUUGAUUUAUAUACUGCAGUUGAUAAUGUGUUGACAAUUACAGUUUGUUUUCUCAUAUCCGACAAAAAAAAUAAAAAUAAUAAUACAGAUUCAUAAAUAAAUAUUGUAUAAAAUAAUAAUCGUGACUAUAAAACGUCAAUAAUAAAUAUAUUUGUUAAUUUGAAAGUACAAACUAUUUCAAGGGAUUUUACACUUUGUGAAGUUACUUUACAGAAAAAUAAUGAUAAAUAUUAUAUAUAUAUUAUAAUGUUAACAAUUUCAUAUAUUUUAAUGUUUGAUGUUUGUAUUAUAAGCACUUCAAGAAUUUUAAAAGGUUAAAAGAUGACGCCUCAAUAGAAUUGAAACAUUUUCAUGCCAUGUUUUCGUAAUAUUUUCCACUUUUCCUGCCGGUUUUAUCUCUUAUUAGCUCAAAAAUUUCGGUCAACUCAAUACAGUAUACCAUAUUAAAAUAAAUAUCUAUAUAAUGUUUUAGAUAACUUGGAAAUGUCUAUUGAAUCUACUACCGUAUCGGGUCUGAAUGGCUGAAAACACUUUGAAAUGUUGAUCUAUUUGGGCGUCAUUUUUCAUUGUUAUUUCAUGAUAAUAUAACUAUAUCAUUGAUGCUAGCCAAUAGAAAUUUGUCUGGUCUUUCUGAUAUCCACAUCCACUUACCCCAUAAAGUGAAAGUCUAUGCGGACUUUAAUGAUGUAAUUUUCAGCAACAAUUCUAGAGACUAAGAAGAAAAUUAAUGGUGUUAUAUAUAAUAACUGAGUAUUUUCAAUUUAUCAACUUGAGUGGUUAACGUUGAUCUCUUCAAAUGAAUAUAUCAUUCAUAUAAAUAGUUCUGUUCUGGAUGUUAUAAAUUUAUAAAUAUAUAGAUGCACUUUAUGUCAAACAAAUCUAUUCCUCAAUGUUAUAUGAUAAGAAAAUAUGUAACAAUUUAAAAGACUCAAGAGUCAUUUAGCAACGUACUGCCAACUAAAUGUUUUGCCUCUGGAAUUUUUCAAAUAAUAAUUGUCACUAUCACUAUUUUUGAAAAAGAAAAUCUGUUUGAAGGUAAUAUAAAAAGUAUAUAUAUAGAUUUUGUAAAAAUGAACUAUAUAAUUAUUGAUAUACGUGAUGUAUUUUAUCUAAUAAACUUAUGAACAAGAAUUUCUGUUGAACUUGGAAAAGAAUGGCCUUGAAUUUGUCUAAAUAUCUAGAAAAGUAGGAAAACCCUUUUGGAAAUUGAAAUAUUCGAACUGAUUGCUGUAAAUUCGGAGACUGAUUCGGUGUGAAAAAUGCUUGUAAGAAACCCAACUUGGAAAAUUCAAAUUUUAUUUAUACUGUACUUUAAAUUACUGAAACCUUUCCAAAAAUUAAAAACUUCAUCACCAAACUAAAACAUUUUAAUAAUGUCAACUCUAAAUAUUUAAAUAAUUUUACUACUCAAAAAUUCUAAAUUUUCCGGGAUGAAAUUUUUCUCGUUGGUUGGAAUGAGCAAAGUCUUAGAUUGUUGUAUCUAAUUCUCUUUGUAACUUUUCUUAGAAUCAAACGUCACAUUCAAAUUUGAAUAGUAACUUAUUGAAUGUCAGUCUCUCCGAUACAUAAGUGUUUAGAAUGAAAGUAUUUUGGAGUGUUGGCGUUGAAUCCCACCAGAUUCAACAUAUUAUUAUUUUAAUAUUUUUCUAUGCUGUGCAAAAAAUUGGAAAACACUGAUGUGUGAAAAUUGAUCAGGUUUGAAAAGUAGACAAACUUUAAAUAAACUUAAUUAUUUUCUAUUUAUAUAACUUAAAUGAAUUUGUGAAUCGGAUUAAAUUACUUCUCUUUAGUUUUAUAUUAUUUGUCUCGAUCUUUAAUCUCAUGAAUAUGUUUAUAGUACCGUAUUUAUAGAGAUCAAUCGAUUGUGUUUUACCAUUUUUCAUAAUUUAUCUAUCAUUCCACAUGUGUUAAUGUAAUUAUUUAUUUUCAAACUAAUUAUUUAGCAAUUCAUACUCAUCAGUCCCCCUUUUCAGUAUUAAUUUAUAUUGAUUAUAUUUAUUCACAUUGCAGCCUAGUUCAGAUAGAAGAAACUAUCUAUGUUAUGUUCUGUAGUAAUUCUUGGUGUCAUUUUCAAGAAAAGUAUUCUAUCAUUUUUUCAUCACUGCCUCACAAUAUCAAUAGAACUGGUUGUAUGAAAAACAUUUAUAUAAUCUCAUAUAUUUAUAGCUAUUAUUUAUUUGAACUGGGCCGUUGCAAUUCAUAUAUCACCUCAUUACUGUUACAAUAUUUAAUUUUUUCUAUUAGCGAACUUAUGUUUUUAAUUUUAUCACUUACUUGAGUAAACUAUAGUAACUGAUUUGGAAGUAUAUGAAAAUAUUUGUAAAGUCAUUUUGACAUGUGAAAAAAGACAGAUUCCGAUUCACUGACAUAUAAAUAAUUUAUUAUGUUGCGUUGUAACAUGUACUUUCAUAUACUUCCAAUGUUAUAUUCUACAUUUAUUUUUUGACUCAAGUAAGUAAUAUAAAUUUUCUAUGUAAUGAAUCAGCAAGUUUUCCAUACAUUUUAAAAUAGCUCAGAUAAUAGUGUAUUAGGUUUGGUUAGUUUAAGAUAUCCCUAUUCUCAGUUUAAGUUAACCCAUCUCAAUGAGAUCUUGUUGAAUCUAUUUCAUCAUAGCUUAACUAUUGCUUAUUGCCCGAUGAUAAGAAUAGUUAUAUAUAUAUAUUUAUAUAAGCGCAGUGCCUGACAAAUGUGAACUUGUAUAACCACGGGUAAAAUUGAAAUCCUACUCAGAAGAAAGUUUCUCAUUUUUAUGAAAUUGUUUCACUUUCCAAAGUAAGAUUAUUGUUGAUCAAACACAACUCUGUCUUCUAGAAGUUUUAUUCUUAACUUGAAUGUUUGAAACUAGUUCAAAAUUGGAUUGGUAAUAAAUUUUGGUGUUUGAUAGAAAGCUAAGAUUGAAAAGGCUAAAACAGGCUUACGUUAUCCCUAGUUUGAUGUUUAAAUUAUCGAUCACUUCUUAUAUGAAUAUAUAUCAUGAACGUAUGUACCUUAUUUAGUGAAUGAGGAGAAUUUUUAAAUAAUGAUGAACAUAUUUUCAUAAUGAAAAUAAUGCUACAAGAAAACAGAUACUGUGAAGUUUUUGUAAAUAAUAUUUUUUAUGUAAUUAGGGUUUGCAUUUAAGUGAAGAACAUUUUUGUUUUCUGUAAUAUUAUAUAAAUGAUAUUUUAAAUGUUAUUUACUUAUUAAAAUGUAUGGAGCUAUUCACUGGAUACUUUUACAUACUUAUGUAAAUUUAAAAAUAAAUCUUUAAAAAAAUUA
Messenger RNA from Nilaparvata lugens (brown planthopper), 6526 nucleotides. It is a transcript of the gene Eip74EF, whose product is annotated as ecdysone-induced protein 74EF. Bases 104 to 1597 code for a protein of 497 amino acids. Gene Ontology annotation, biological process: cell differentiation; regulation of transcription by RNA polymerase II. Lineage: Eukaryota; Metazoa; Arthropoda; Insecta; Hemiptera; Delphacidae. Gene Ontology annotation, cellular component: nucleus. The record is from RefSeq and is a predicted model, not a curated record. Gene Ontology annotation, molecular function: DNA-binding transcription factor activity, RNA polymerase II-specific; sequence-specific DNA binding. The transcript is spliced from 10 exons.